AUGCUCCGCACGCGCCUGGUCUCCUUCUCGGUCGGAUUCGCAACCGCUUCCGCCAUCGGUUUCUACAAGUUACGCGGAGACAUCGAAAAGUCGACGCAGAUUUUAGUGCAUCAAGUGAAAGACGCGGAAAAAAGGUUACAGUUUUUAGAGGGAGAGAUGGAGAAGAUGAAGACGAAAGCGUAA
Messenger RNA from Bathycoccus prasinos, 183 nucleotides. RefSeq lists its product with no specific name. Bases 1 to 183 code for a protein of 60 amino acids. The transcript has a single exon. The record is from RefSeq and is a predicted model, not a curated record. NCBI's taxonomy places the organism in Eukaryota, Viridiplantae, Chlorophyta, Mamiellophyceae, Mamiellales, Bathycoccaceae.